AUGUCUUCACAGAAAGCUUCUUUAGACCAUCACAUAACACCACCUUUUCACACUAACCACCAACAACAAAAAAAUACGAAUGGACACCUAAAUUAUUUGAAUAAUGUUGUUAAUAAAAAAAAUUUAGUUAAUGGGUUGAUCAAACAUAUUCCCGCAGAAGUUCUUGAAGACAUUGGGACAAGAGUUGAACCCAAUAAUCCUGAAAUCAAGAAUUUGAUGGUUACAGGUGGAGCAGGCUUCCUAGGUGGCUUUUUAGUCAGAAAACUUGUUGUUCUAUAUCCAGAAUAUAAUAUAGUUGUAGUGGAUAAAUUAGAUUAUUGUGGAAGCUUAAAUAAUUUAAAUGUAAUAAAAAAUCAUCCCAAUUAUACUUUUAUAAAGGGUGACAUAACAUCAUCAGAUCUUAUGUCGUUUAUUAUGCGAGAAAAGAAAAUUGACACAAUUUUUCAUCUUGCUGCGCAAACUAGCGUGGAUAAUUCAUUUGGUAAUUCUUUUGAAUUUACCAAAAAUAAUAUCAUUGGAACUCACGUUCUGUUAGAAGCUGCCAAAGAACAUGGAAUCAAAAGAUUUGUUCAUGUUAGUACUGAUGAAGUUUAUGGUGAAGUUGAAAAAACAAGUCCAGAUUGUCAUGAAGAAUCUAUAUUUGCACCAUCAAAUCCUUAUUCAGCUACAAAAGUUGCAGCGGAAUGUCUUGUAAUGGCAUAUCAUAAAUCAUUUGGUUUACCAGUUAUUAUUACAAGGAGUAACAAUAUUUAUGGUCCUUAUGCAUAUCCCGAGAAAAUAUGUUCGAAAUUUAUUUGUAGCCUAAUUCGAGGGGGAAAAUGUUAUAUUCACGGAGAUGGAUCAAAUUCUCGUAAAUACUUAUACGCCGGAGAUGCGGCAGAUGCAUUAGAUCUAAUUUUAAACUUAGGCCAAAUUGGUGAAAUAUAUAAUAUUGGGUCAAAUUUUGAAAUUUCUAAUCUUGAUUUUGCUAAAGAAUUAAUACGAAAAUUUGGAUAUAAAGAAGAAUCUCAUAUUGAGUUUGUGCAAGAUCGUGCAUUUAAUGAUAGAAGAUACGCGGUAGAUUAUCGUAAAUUAAAAGAAUUAGGAUGGAAACCUCGUAUGAAAUGGGAAGAAGGAUUAAAAAAAACAAUUGCAUGGUAUAAAGAAAAUUGUGAUAUAUGGUGGGGUGAUAUAUCUUGUGCUUUAGUACCGCAUCCAACGAAAGUUUUGCCACCUUCGAAUUUUUCUUUAUAA
Messenger RNA from Diversispora eburnea, 1233 nucleotides. The record is from the annotation of a GenBank genome assembly. NCBI's taxonomy places the organism in Eukaryota, Fungi, Glomeromycota, Glomeromycetes, Diversisporales, Diversisporaceae.